Molecule: messenger RNA, 1806 nt
Organism: Closterium sp. Naga37s-1
Lineage: Eukaryota; Viridiplantae; Streptophyta; Zygnematophyceae; Desmidiales; Closteriaceae
Source: the annotation of a GenBank genome assembly
AUGUUUGCGAAGUUUGGCGAUGUAUCCCGGGUGAUUGUGGAAGGCGACGACACGGACGGCAGCAGCAUGGCCGCAUUUGCUGCCAGGUUGCACCAUUCCUCCUCCGCGCCCUCCGCCGCGCCUUCCGCUGUUGUGGUCUUCGCGCGGCCAGAGUCCCUCCGGCGCCUCUUAAAGACCGCAUCGCUUUCCGCGUCCUCGAAGGCGUCUCUUAAAGCCAAGGCGCAGGCCAAGGCGACGAUUACGGAUCCCGACCCGCCAAUGCAGGGGGGGGAGGCGGACGGGGACGGGGAGGGAAAGGGGAAGGGGCAGGCGGAGGGGGAGGAGGCGCAGCAGCCGCUGUGGCCUGCGUGGGGGAUGGAAGGAUGGCUGAACGCAUAUGCAGAUGAACGGCCAGGAUUGGCGCAUCUGCAGGCGGAGGCAGAUGCUUACAUCAGCGAGUAUGAGGACCGACUCGAGAGGGAGCGCCGCGAGGCAGAGGAGAGAGCGCUACGGUCACAGGAGGACGAUGGAUGGACUGUCGUGCGUUCGUCGUCUGCAUCUCGCCGCAACCGCGACCCCUCUUCCGGCGUUUCCAUGGGUGUAAUUUCCAAGGCGCGCGCUCAGGUCCUCGCAGUAAAGCUGCAGCAGAAGCAGAAGAAGCAGCAGGCUGCAGCAGCUGAGGCGCUCAAGUUCUACCGCUUCCAGCACAGAGAGGCGAGACGACAAGGCCAAGAUGACAAGAAUUCUCAAAGCCAAAAUCAUGCGUCGAACCCUCUAAAGCUGGAAACAGAUCGUUUGGAGAAUGAACUGAAAGCUAAGAGUUUGGAGCUUGAGAAGAUCGCGGCAGAGGCAAAAGGCUUGAAGCUCUUAAAUAAGUCGAUGGAAAAGGCUGUAAACGGUACCCUUGAGCUGAAGAAGGCCAACGAUUUGCGUAAAGCUUCUCAGGCCGCGCAACAGGCAGCUGAAGCCACAGUUAGACGCCUGCAAGCAGCUCAAAAAGGGAAGCAGGGUCCAGCGUUGGACGAAGUGAUUGCUGCACUGGAGGCUGAGUUGAAGCUGUCGCAGAAAGAGGAUCGUCUCAUGCGCACUAAAGAAGUUGCUCUUUUGGACGCUGAGAAGGCUGUGGAGGCUGCAAAUGCAAAAGCGGCUCAAGUGGAUGAAUGUAUGAAUAAGAUUGCAGAGCUGACUCGCCAGCUUAACGCACAGCAGGACGAGAACAAGACGCUUGACCGCAUGUACAAGCAGAAGGUGGACGACGUGAAGAAGCUUACAUCGCAAGUCGAAUCUUUGAGUGAAGCCGUGACAGCUGCACAGAGCUAUACUAGCGUCAUCAAGGACUACCAGCGACAACUUCAGGAGUUACAGGCCACCCACAAGAUCACCCUGGACGAGCUGGCUCGUGCAAAGAUUGCAGCAACCCGCGUUGCUUCUGCUGUUGCUAACGAAUGGAAGGAUGAUAAUGACAAGGUUAUUCCCGUAAAGCAGUGGCUAGAGGAGCGGCGUGUUAUGGUGGGAGAGGCGGAAAAGCUAAAGGAAAAAUUGGCACAUGCUGAACGUGCAACCAAGUAUGAAGCACAGAUGAAGGUGUGGAGGGUUGUGAAGGCGACAAAGAAGAACACCUCCGAACUUGACGCCAACAAGGAAGUAACCAAGUUCAUUAAUGCAGCAAACGAGUCUCGUGCAGCAGCAGUGGCCGCGAGAGACGGAGCACCGCUGACGCUAGUCAAAGCCCCGCCUCCGGAUCCGGCAGAUGCGGAGGGCAAGAAAGGAGCGAGCAAGGGGAAGGUGCUCAUGGGGAAGGUGAAGCCGGCGGGCAAGAAGAAGUGA